Messenger RNA from Triticum aestivum (bread wheat), 2713 nucleotides. Its product is annotated as protein CHLOROPLAST IMPORT APPARATUS 2. The transcript has 3 exons. Gene Ontology annotation, molecular function: protein binding. Bases 707 to 2083 code for a protein of 458 amino acids. The record is from RefSeq and is a predicted model, not a curated record. Gene Ontology annotation, biological process: regulation of DNA-templated transcription. Lineage: Eukaryota; Viridiplantae; Streptophyta; Magnoliopsida; Poales; Poaceae. Gene Ontology annotation, cellular component: nucleus.
GUUGCUUCCUUCUCCGCUUGCGACCGAUCUCCUGGCCUCGAUCCAAAAGAAAAGAAAGGGGAAACGGCAGCGAGAAAGAAACGGCAGCGUGUGCGUGUGGGCUCUUGAUUAGUAUCUCUUUCUUGCGAUUGAUGAGUCGCGCCCGUCCCCCGAGGCCCGUAGUGGCGAACCCGUGAGCCCGUGACGCUCUGCUCCCUGCCUUCUCUGCUGCCCUCCUGCUCCGGCCCUCGAUUCAGUUCAGCUCGGUGGCCUGCCGAUCGCCUUUCGCCCCAGAAUCGCAUUUCUUUUCUUUUUUCCCUCCUCCGGCCGGCCGUCCUCUCCUCUCCUCAAGCCGGGCGUCGGCGGCCUCCAGCUCCAAGCGGUGGUGUCUUUCUAGACAAGAAACAAUUCCUCGGUCUCCACGCUUGCUUUGGACUUUACCCUUUCCUCUGCUGGGUGCUCCCCCCGGUUUUGAGCCGGGUACACACGAGGCGUCCUCUUGUGGUUGCGGGGGUUUGGUGGGGGUUUGGGGGUCUCGCCUUUCCUGGCGGCGCAUCCACGCACCGAUUUCCCCUCCUCCCUCCUCCUGCGAUUGCGGGUCCAGAUUGAUCGAUCCCCGGCCGGAUUUGCUCCGUCACAUCACUCGGGAUCUCCUCCCCUAACCCCUCCUCAUCGGGCCGGAUUUUUUCCCCCUUUCUCUCUAGGGGGCUCCGCCCCGCUCGGAUCGAUGGCGUGCAUCCCGACGGGCAUCCGGCUGCCGGACCUGGACAUGGUCAAGGCGGCGGCGGCGGCGGCCGGAGCGGGGGUGGGGCCGCCGGGCGCGGGGCCGCCGGGCGCGGGGCCGCUGCGGCCGGCGCACUCCUCGGCCUCCUCCGCGCUCUCCGAUGCCUCCAACUCCUCCUCGGCCUCCUCGCUCUCGCUCAAGCGGGCGCGCACGCCGCGGAAGCGCCCCAACCAGACCUACAACGAGGCGGCCGCGCUGCUCGCCUCCAUGUACCCCUCCGUCUUCCCCGCCGCGCCGCCCUCGCCGCGCCUCCUCGGCCUCGCCUCCGCGCUCGCCGACGACCCCUCCCGCGCCGACUUGCUCCCGCCCUUCCCCGUCCUCGGCAACGCCGCCUGCCUCCUCCGCGACGCCGCCGCGCCGCCACCGAUGACGCCGCGGAGCCCCGUCCUCGCCAGGGCCUGCCCGUCCCCGGCGGCCGUCAGCAGCGCCUUCACCGAGUUACGCGACUCGGCGCCGUCCCCCGGGACGCCCGACGGCGCCGGCGCCGACGGGCCUGGGGAGCUCGACUUUGAGGAUGAUGACGACAGCUUCGACGCAGACUCCUUCCUCCUCGGCGGCGUCGACGAGGGCGCCGCUGCCCAGGGGAUCGACGGCAUCAUGGGCAAACUCAGUAUGGAAAGCGGCAGCGAUGCCUCUUCCAUUAACCGCGUGCUCUCCAGCUCCGGCAUAGACCCCUACAUCAGAAACCUCAUGGUGCUCGGACUCGGCUUCCGGCGCUCCCGGUCCAACAUCAAGCAGGCGCUCAAGCGGCACGACGAUGACAGCGAAUGGUGGAUGUGCCCUGCCAUUCCAUUGAAGGACAUUAUGCCGGUGCCUCCCCCAUCGAUGGAACCACCGCCACCGGUGGAGAAGAAGAAGAAGAAGACUAAGAAGAAGGCGCUGAAGGACAUCGCCGCUGGGCCAUGCAUUACAUGUGUUAAGGAGGAAAUUCCUGACCCUGCUUAUGGGGAUGAUGGAAUUUUUGGACUGAAGGCGCCUAAGACAGGAUUGGGCCUGAGCCUCAACACCGAGGAGGUGCUGAAGGCGUGGUAUGACAGAGGCUCCGUGUUCUCUGACGGCAACAUACCUGAUGCGUCAUCCACAGAUGGGCUGGCUAAACUUUCAGAUAUUGAACUGUUUCUAGAGAAUGGUGCUGCUGGUGCUAUCAGGGAAGGCAGCGUACAGAAAUUGAAGCAUAAGCAGAAGCAGUGCACUCCCCUCCUCUCAAAUAAGACUCGGUACCAAGCACGGAAGGUGCACGCCGAGUCUCGCCCUCGGGUCAAGGGGAGGUUUGUCAGCCAGGCGGCUCUUCUGCAGAAAGCCGCGGAGAAAGAGACCUAGGGGAGGACGUUCUUGCUCCCAUGAACAUUUUGUCUUGGGAUUUCAUUUCAUUCCCCCUAGAAGUGAAGCAGAUGAGGGCUUCUUUUCUUUUCUGCACUUAUGUGAUCAUGUAGAGAGGGUAGACAUUGCCUGUAGAGUGGCUUCUUUGUCAGGGGAUAGCUGGCUUCUUUGUCAGGGGAUAGCUGCUGGUUAGUUUCCCAGCUCAGAUGCUGCCGGGGCAAAGAAGGCCGUAAGCCAAAAACAUCGUAACAAUGGUACAGUGCUGUGGCAAUGACCAAAGUGCUUCUGUUACUUUGCUUCCGUCUUAUGCUCUGAACCCUCUGAAGGAAUUGCACCGGGUGCAGGGUGCUCCCAAAUGUUCUGGCACAGCUCUAAAUUUUUGUACAAAAGUGAAUCUGCAAAAUUUGUUGGGACAUUAGGGGAGCAUUUGAUUCGCAAGAUUCCUAAAGCAUGUGAAUAGUAGUAAUAAAGAAAAAGUAGGAUUAGAAUGUCAUCUAUGAAUCCUAGGUCUGGGAAACAUCACCGGAAAAGCAAAGCAAGAUGUAUGAAAAAGUAGGAUUGGAAUGUUAUGUAUGAAUCCUAGGAUUGGAGAACAUCAUAGUAAAAACAAAGCAAGAUGUCUUGAGUUGA